GUCCACUAUUUUAGUUUUCAGUAGAGUGAAAACGCGACAACUUUUUUAUUUUAUACAAACGAAUAUCACUCAUUUCGUCAUACUUCUCUGGAUUUCGUACUUCAUAGCCUUGCGAGAUGGCGAAGAAACCGGUUAUUGGGAUAUUGGGUGGUGGACAGCUGGGGCGAAUGCUUCAGGAGCAAGCCGCAUUGCUUGGUAUCGAGCUUGUGGUACUAGAUGCUGUGGAUUGUCCCGUGCGGCAGAUCAACCAGAAUGAUAAGCACGUCGAGGGCUCAUUCCAAGAUCCCGACAAGAUUCGCGAACUCGCUAAAAGAUGUGAUGUGCUCACAGUUGAGAUUGAACAUAUUAACACCGAGGUAUUGGAGGAGAUUGCGACAGUCGGUGUUGAAGUGAAUGGCCAAAGGAAAAAGGUUCCCGUGCACCCAUCAUGGGAGACUCUUCGCUUAAUCCAGGACAAGUACCUUCAAAAGGAGCAUUUUCAGAAGUCCAACAUACCAAUUGCGCCUCAAAUAAAGGUUGAAACUGGUUCGUCUAUGAGGGAUUCAUUACAAGAGGCUGCGCAAGCCUUUGGCUUCCCAUUUAUGCUCAAAGCUCGAAAGGGAUCUUAUGAUGGUCGUGGAAACUUCAAGGUCGACAGUCCUGACGACUUUGAAGAGGCCGUUAACGUCAUGGGGAAGCUUUCUCUUUAUGCUGAAAAGUUUCAGCUAUUUGUUAAGGAAUUGGCCGUCAUGGUGCUAAGAACAGAAAAUGAUGAGGGCCAAUUGACAAACGUCUAUUCUUACCCAGCAGUGGAGACGAUCCAUGAGGACAGUAUAUGUACAAAAGUCUUCUACCCCCCACGGCAAGUACCGACUGAUAUAUGCAACGCCGCGAGAGAGGUGGCCGCUGGUGUUAUCCGGACACUGAAAGGCAGGGGUGUUUUCGCUGUGGAGAUGUUCCUUCUAGAAAAUGGCGACCUAGUGGUUAAUGAGGUCGCCCCGAGGCCGCAUAACUCAGGUCACUACACAAUUGAGGCCAUACCAGCUAUGUCGCAAUACAAAGCACAGCUACAUGCUAUAUUGGAUAUCGUCCCACCGUCUCUCAAAUUACUCCCAAGAAUCUCAAGCGCAAUAAUGCUCAACAUCUUAGGAGGUGCCCAGGAAGAAUCUCAUCAUUCACUAGUCGAUCUAACUAAUUCACUUUACGACGAUGAGAUGGACAUAUUCCUACACUUAUACGGCAAAUCAUCCAAACCCGGCCGUAAGAUUGGACACAUCACCGUAACCUCUUAUUCCCCCAAUACAAACCUCGAACAAUUAGCAGCUCCCUUAACCAAAGAGGUCGAUUCCAUCCGCCAAGAGCGCCUCAACGCAAAAGCUACUCAAUUGCGUCCCACUGCUCCUACCGCCGCCCCCUCUCAACCAUCCACUGCCCCAUCCUCUUCCCGCAACACCACGCAACCCCUCGUAGUAGUAACCAUGGGCUCUGACUCGGAUCUCCCCGUCCUACGCGGCGCUUUCGAGAUCCUAGAACGCUUCCACGUACCCUACGACUUCACCAUAACCUCCGCCCACCGAACCCCGCACCGAAUGAGCGAACUCGCCAAAUCCGCUGCUGACCGAGGCAUCCGCGUCUUAAUCGCAGCAGCCGGCGGUGCAGCCGCGCUCCCGGGUAUGCUCGCAUCUGAGACGCCUAUCCCGGUCAUUGGCGUACCUGUCAAAGCCACGCAUCUCGACGGCAACGACAGUUUAUUAAGCAUCGUGCAGAUGCCGCGCGGGUGUCCCGUAGCUACCGUCGGUAUUAAUAACUCUACCAAUGCUGCUAUGUUAGCUGUGCGUAUCUUAGGUACCGGGGAUGCGAAGUAUAGACAGGCCAUGGCGGAAUAUAUGCAGCAGAUGAGUGAUGAAGUUGAAGUCAAGGCUGCAAAGUUGCAGGAGGUGGGGUGGAAGGCGUAUUUGGAGAAAUAGAUGAUUGAAGAAAAAAAAAGGCUGGGUCUGGAUGGUUGUGGGUAGGCUGCGGGAAAAUUAGUUCGUCGUUUAGGAAUAUGAAGCAAUUCUAGUACUUGUGUGACGAUACGUAGCAGUAAAAUGCCCAUGAUCAGUGAGGGCGGUUGGCAAUUAGAUCCGCCGUAUAAAAGACGUAAACAAGGUGGGGGAAUACUCUGCUAGAUAAAAAGUAACUCAAUGUGAAGACCUCAUAUAACA
Messenger RNA from Hypoxylon trugodes, 2183 nucleotides. RefSeq names its product phosphoribosylaminoimidazole carboxylase. The transcript is spliced from 2 exons. The record is from RefSeq and is a predicted model, not a curated record. Gene Ontology annotation, biological process: 'de novo' IMP biosynthetic process. Bases 117 to 1946 code for a protein of 609 amino acids. Gene Ontology annotation, molecular function: metal ion binding; ATP binding; phosphoribosylaminoimidazole carboxylase activity. NCBI's taxonomy places the organism in Eukaryota, Fungi, Ascomycota, Sordariomycetes, Xylariales, Hypoxylaceae.